Molecule: messenger RNA, 1053 nt
Organism: Brettanomyces bruxellensis
Lineage: Eukaryota; Fungi; Ascomycota; Pichiomycetes; Pichiales; Pichiaceae
Exons: 1
Coding region: 1-1053 (350 amino acids)
Biological process (GO): hypoxanthine salvage; adenine catabolic process
Cellular component (GO): cytosol
Molecular function (GO): adenine deaminase activity
Source: RefSeq, a predicted model, not a curated record
AUGUCGACCAUUCAGAUAAGGGCAGAUAAACUCUACGAGAUUUGUCACAACGUUCCUAAGGUUGAACUUCACUGUCAUCUCUUUGGAACUAUUCGUAAAGACACAUUUUUGUAUUUUAAUGAAAGAGCAGGAAAGCCGUUCACAGACGAAGAGAUUCUGGCUUUUUAUAUAAGAGGAGAGAAACCAGUUGGUGUUUUAAAAGCUUUCAGAACAUUAGAUGCCAAGCUUAUCAAGUAUCCAAAAGACUUAUACAGACUGACAUAUGAGUACCUUGAAGAUGCGCAUACACAUAAUAUUUUGUAUACUGAAAUUUCAUGGAAUCCUACUGGUACAGCAUUGAAAUCUGGUAUUUCAUUCAAGGAUGCACAGAAAGCAAUAGUGGAUGCUAUUGACGAUGCUGAAAAGAAAAUCGGAAUUCAAGGAAGGCUUAUAUGUGCAAUAGAUAGAGCUGAUACAGGUGAAAAGGCAGUUGAGAUGGUUGAUUGGAUGCUAGAGAACCCAGAUCCUCAUACAAUUGGAAUUGGUAUAGACUAUAGAGAAACGGACAGGGGUCCCGAACUUUUCCACGAUGCAUAUGUCAAGGCCAAGAAGCAUGGAUAUAAACUGACUGCACACGCUGGUGAGUAUGAAUCACCUUGGCAAAAUGUUGACUACGUGGUCAAUACAUUGCAUGUUGAUCGAGUUGAUCACGGAUAUUCAAUGCUUCAUAACCCAAAAUUGGUCGAGCAGCUUGUCAGCGAAAAGAAGGUUAUUACUGUUGUUCCUACAAAUUCAUACUAUCUACGUAAUUUUACGCCAGAAGAAUGGGCACAGAAGCAUCCAAUCAGGAAGAUGAUUAAGCUUGGCUUGAGGAUUCAUCCUAAUACAGAUGACCCAACACUUCACGAUUCAGAUUCCACCAAGGACUGGAUGAUGAUGGUCAGUUGCUUUGGUGCUACAAUUUCUGACCUUGAAACAUUCUCCUUAAAUGGUGUCGACGGCUGUUGGGCACCUGAGGAAAAGAAGGAGGAAUUGCGUGCAGCAAUCACACAAUUCUUCGAAAAAUAUCUAUAG